Messenger RNA from Zingiber officinale, 405 nucleotides. Its product is annotated as NAD(P)H-quinone oxidoreductase subunit S, chloroplastic-like. The transcript has a single exon. The record is from RefSeq and is a predicted model, not a curated record. Bases 1 to 405 code for a protein of 134 amino acids. Gene Ontology annotation, biological process: photosynthetic electron transport chain. NCBI's taxonomy places the organism in Eukaryota, Viridiplantae, Streptophyta, Magnoliopsida, Zingiberales, Zingiberaceae.
AUGGAACAGCUGCCUUCGCCUCCUCUCGCCUCCCCACCUGCUCUUGCCCCGCCUUCUGUCGUCGGCGUGGACGAAGGUGCUUUCGAAAAGGAGCUCUUCGGCCUCACCAGAGGCUUCCCAGGCAGCAAAAAGGGCCUCAAAGACUUCAUCCAGCGGAACCCUUCUCCUUCCGAGGCAAAGGCAAGGGCGGGCGGUGAGGAGAAAAUCGCGGUGUUGCUGGCACGGGCGAAGCCGAAGCUCCCCGAGCUUCCCCUUUUCCUGCCCAGGAUGAUCGUGAUUGUGAAGAACCCCAAGAACUCUUUCCACAUGUACAGUGGGAUCAUGCAGAGGGUCACCGACGAGAAGGCCGGUAUGCUCUUCGAAGCGGGGAAUUGCAUCUAUCAUUUAUGCUGCGGUUUUUCUUAG